GCCGGUUUUGUGUUCGUGUCGGACUUCUGAAAUAAAUAUUUAUUUACAAAUCGAUCUCAAGCGUUUGUUUUUAUUUUGAUUUCGUGGAAAUUUGAUAUCGAUUCCCGAACUGGAAUAGGGCUUUGCCUAGUCUUGAGAAUCAAAACCCACAGGGUCUCGAUGAGAAGUGAUUUAUACAGCCUUCUAGAGCGACCCAGCAACGUGGAUCCUUGACAUAGACACACACGACGGAUUUUCGACUCCCAAAAUUGGAAUUCCUACCGAGAGCAACUCGCAUUUCGGAUUAUAAAAUGCUUCUGUCCAAAUUCAACACGUUUGCUCACAUUUCCACCGUGGAUAUGCCAGCGAAGAUCCAGCUUCAAGUUAAAGAGAAGGAGCCAUUCGAGAAGAUUUAUCAGGUCGGCUCUGUGCUGGGAAGCGGUGGUUUUGGCACGGUCUAUGCGGGUUUAAGGAUCGCUGAUGGCGCGCCGGUUGCCAUAAAGCAUGUCGCAAAAGAUCGAGUGACCGAAUGGGGAGAAUUGCCCAAUGGCGCCCGUGUCCCCAUGGAGAUCGUCCUCUUAAAGAAAGUCGCCACCGGAUUCCGUGGCGUUAUCAAGAUGCUGGACUGGUACGAGCGACCGGACAGCUUCAUUAUCGUCAUGGAAAGACCGGAGGCCGUCAAGGACCUGUUUGAUUUCAUCACGGAGAAGGGCGCUUUACCGGAGGAGCUGGCCGGGAACUUUUUCCGUCAGGUUUUGGAAGCGGUGCGUCAUUGCCACAACAGUGGCGUAGUUCACCGGGACAUCAAAGACGAGAACAUCCUCAUCGAUUUGCGAACGGGCGACUUGAAGCUCAUCGACUUCGGAUCGGGGGCAUUGCUCAAAGACACUGUUUACACCGAUUUCGACGGUACUCGUGUUUACAGUCCACCAGAAUGGAUUAAAUUUCACCGUUACCACGGACGUUCCGCCACCGUGUGGUCUCUGGGCAUUCUACUGUACGACAUGGUCUGCGGGGACAUCCCGUUCGAGCAAGACGAAGAAAUUGUACGUGGGCAGGUGCUGUUCAGGCGGAGAAUCUCAACAGAAUGUCAGCAGCUUAUCAAGUGGUGCUUGGCCCUACGCCCAGCAGAACGCCCGUCUUUCGAGGACAUAAUCAACCAUCCCUGGAUGCAGAACACGGCGCCCCCUACAGACAGCACGGAGAUCAGACUGCACAGCAUCAGCCACGAGCAUCAACCUGCUGCUUUUCCUGCCGUCACUGUGUGCAAAUGACUGUGAAAUACAUACACUGAGACUUUCCAUUACAACAGAAAAACCACCCAGGGGACCCCUGGACUGAGCGAUGCAAAAACAUGUUUUUCUUUUGUUUUGAGCAUUGCCACUGUGUGGGAGGGGUGCUGUUCUCUGGCAAACCUUUGGCUCAGGGUCCCAGAGGUCUGGCUUGCAGGAACCAAAUGACCGUCAACACUGCAGUCAGACACAGGUAGACCACCUCAGAAGGUCUAGGGUGGAAGCACUGAGUGCCACUUUUAAGGGCGGGCCAAGAAAAGUUGUGCUUGUGAUGAGGGCCUGCCAUCAAUCUACUACAAGGGGGCAGUUUGGUUCAGUCAGGGCUGUUCCUUUAGGAUGCAGAUCUGUUGAGCUUAAUAAUUGUAGUGCCUUCUGUGCAACAUCAAGGGAUUGUUUUUAUUUUGUGGAAAUACUUGAAUUGAGUAAUAGCCACUGUAACACUCUACUCCUUAAUCCGAUGUCUUUUUGUUAUUUUAUUUUUUUACCUAUUUGCUUCCACUUGUUGUUAGCAGGUAUCUGUCGGUCUUACUCUGAUAUGUCAAGAGUAACCAAAAUGACCUCAUGAAAGAAUGAAAAGUCUUACCUCACUCUAUCAUAUCCUUCUGGUUUCUCACUUUGUACUGAGUAACCUUAGCAACUACCACUCAUCACCACAGAUGCACACAGCAAUGCAGCUGCAACGUAAAGACUACAUUUUCUGUAUAUUUUAUUUUUGUUUAUACUGUAAAUAUUGUAAUUGCUUAGGUCAGCUAUCUCUCAAUUCCAUGACGAGGCUUGCAUGUAAAUAAUAUUUAUUUGAGUUUCUUAAUACAUCGAGAUGGAAGAGGAGUUAUUUAUUUAAUUUAUUAAUAGAGAAGCAAUUUUGCUGUUUUUUUUUUUUCUCAUUCCACCACAGAAGGGCCCACAAAUUAUUUACAUUUAUUUUUAAUAUAUUUAAAGCCUUUUUUGUGUGAAAAUAUAUG
This is a messenger RNA of Xyrauchen texanus (razorback sucker), 2233 nucleotides long. RefSeq names its product serine/threonine-protein kinase pim-1-like. NCBI's taxonomy places the organism in Eukaryota, Metazoa, Chordata, Actinopteri, Cypriniformes, Catostomidae. Gene Ontology annotation, biological process: protein autophosphorylation; negative regulation of apoptotic process. The record is from RefSeq and is a predicted model, not a curated record. The coding region runs from base 291 to 1253 and encodes 320 amino acids. Gene Ontology annotation, cellular component: cytoplasm. The transcript is spliced from 6 exons. Gene Ontology annotation, molecular function: protein serine/threonine kinase activity; ATP binding.